UGGGGGAAAGACGCGCGUUUCCAAGCCAAGCCUGGAAUGCAAAAUCCCCCUUUCCUUUCCCAGGAAUAUCCUCCAUUUCCCGCACCCCCCGCCCUGCCUCGCGGGCCUUUGUUUCUCCCAGGGUCGGGGGCGGAGAUGAUUCUGGGAUCCACCCCAGUUUUGUGCAGGUUGCAACCUCCAAAGGGGCGACGCCGAAGAGGGUCGAUCCUCAGAAAGACUUCCUCGCAAACGGGUUGCGCCUGUGCGGAGUCACUUCCUGCUCCGCCUUCUCCCGGGGGAAGCCUGGUGGGAGAGGGGAGAGCCAAAGUAGCUUUUUCAUAUAUAUAUACUGUAUAUAUUGCAUCUCCGGAAAGCGGGAGGAUCUCCUGGGAUUUGAGGGAUCAGGCAAAGGAUCCCGACCUAGAAUCCAGCUGUGAACUCUGGAGGGCCUGUUAUUUCCGCACUUGAUUUGGUGGGAGGCUCAUUUCACACACCCCAGUUCAGGCCACCAGGAACCAAAAUGGCGGCAGAUCGUGGCGAUGCGUCCGAUUUUGGUGCAGAGACUGUCAGAAAGUUGGGUGUGAAGACUGAGAAACAGGACCCAGUGGAUAUCGAGCCAGGGAACGGCACAGCGAAAGAGCCUCGUGCCGCCCAGCCUGAGAGUCCCAAGGGAUUCUGGGAAGGUGCCGCACUGGACCAUGUCAAAUGGGAGCCCGAGGGGGCAGCGCAAGGAUGCUGGGAGACUCAGUGGCAGCGGUUUUUGAAGGCGGUACAGUCCCCGCACUUGGAACGAGGAAAGGUCCCCCAGCCGGGACCUGCACUGAGGGAUAUUUCUCAGGCCGAUCUGCCGCCCUUUGAGGGAGCGCCGGAGAGAGGCCUGCAGCUGAGGAGGCAGGAAGGGGCUCAACUCCUGCCUAGUGGUGAAGCCCAUAAGAACUCAGGGGCCGAAGGCGAGGUCCUCGUUCCUAGGAUGGUAAAGGAAGAGGACCUGGAUGCGGAGAGUGUCCGCCAGCACUUCCGGCAGUUUUGCUACUGGGCGGCUGAGGGCCCCCGCGAGGUUUGCAGCCGCCUCCGGGACCUUUGCCGACAGUGGCUGCAGCCGGAGAGGCACACCAAGGAGCAGAUCCUGGAGCUGCUGGUGUUGGAGCAGUUUCUGACCGUCCUGCCUCCAGAAGUCCAGGCCUGGGUCAGGGAGGGGAGUCCAGAGUCCUGCGCGCAAGCAGUGGCCCUGGCUGAGGACUUCCUGCUGCAGCAAUCCCGAGAGGAGGGGAGAUGGGAAGAGGAGGUCCCUGGGGUGUCUAAGGAGGUAGCGGCCGAGUCUUCAGAGGCAGAGCGGGUGCCGUCAGAUACCUGGAAGGCGGUGCUCAGCAGAGAGGUCAAGCAAGAGGGGGACGGAGAAACCACCUGUGCAGAUGAUCAGAAGAGGCCAUUGGUGGUGGAGCAAAAUUGGACAGGACGUCCCGGGGAAGACGAUCCACGUGGGAUGUUGGCAGAAAGGGAUAAACGGAGCAUUGCCCAAUGCCCAGUUCGGGAAGUAACUUCUGAAAUCCAAGAGGGAAAGGAAGGGGGUGCAGUCACGAAUUCUUGGGGAGGUGAGAAAGGACCGGAGGGAAAUGCCAGGGGGGCAAAGGCCGACCUUGAAUGCGGGAAAGCGCUUGGACACGAUUCUGAAAACGAAACAAACCUUGGGCAAGAGAAGUUGUGCAAGUGCCCAAUCUGCGGGCAAAGCCUUAGCAGGAGAACCGGGCUCCUUAUACACCAGAGGAUCCACACGGGAGAGAAACCCUACAGCUGCUCGGACUGCAGGAAAAGCUUCCGGCACAAGUCGGUCCUUAUUCGACAUCAGAGAAUCCACACGGGCGAGAAGCCGCACAAGUGCCCCGACUGCGCCAAAAGUUUCCGGGACAGAUCGGCUUUGGAUGUGCACCGGAGAACCCACACGAGGGAACCCUAUCAGUGUUCAGACUGUGGGAAAAGCUUCAGCCACCGCUCCAACUUGAUUACUCACGAGCGGAUCCACACGGGAGAGAAGCCGUUCAAGUGCUUGGAGUGCGAGAAAAGCUUCAGCGACCGGUCAUCUCUGACGGCACACAAACGGGCCCACACUGGAGAGAGGCCAUACAGGUGCGCCGAGUGCGGGAAGAGCUUCUCCCAGAGCUCCAGCCUCCUUUCGCACCAGAGAAUCCACACAGGGGAGAGGCCUCACGAGUGCCCGGAUUGCGUGAAGUGCUUCCGCGACAAGUCGGCUUUCUUCGUUCACCGGAGGACCCACACGAGAGAGAAGCCGUAUAACUGCUCUGGCUGCGGGAAGAGCUUCAGCCAUCGCUCCAACCUGAACACGCACGAAAGGAUACAUACAGGGGAGAAACCUUACAAGUGCUUGGACUGUGGGAAAACCUUCGCCCAGAGACCAAGCCUUACUGCACAUGAGAGAAUCCAUUCCAAAAAGACAUUGCAGAGCUGAUGAAAGGUUGGGGACAAAUUCCGUGUCCAGAGGAACGCAUAGCCGACAUCAUUAGGAAACGGCGCCUGUGUUUGUCAAGUGCCUUCUCCUGUGUUGUACCUCACCUGAACUUUUAAGAUCCUCCUCAGAGGCCCUGCUCAGAGAUUUCCUGCCAGAUGAAGGGAUGAGAGUCCCCACUAGGGACAGGACCUUUUUAGAAGUGGCACCCUGGUACUUGAAUAGCCUUCCCAGAGAGGUUUUAUUUGCCUGGUACUACCUAUUGGGCCCUUUAAAUAACUGACCUUUUAUUGUCUGGGCAUCUCAGUUAUAAACUGAGUUUUAAUCGGUGCUUCUUAAUUGUGUUUCAGCUUUUUAAUUAACUGGUUAGGAGUUUUUGUUGUUUGAUAUUGUAUUUUUAAUGUGCUUUUUCUUCUUCACCACAACAUGCCCAGGGACCUCUUGUCAUGGGGUGGCUAUAUAAAUGCAGAAAUUAACAAAUGAAAUGGUAUAUGGUUUCAGGAGAUCUGAGGUUCAGUCCUCAUUCACCCAGGAAGCCCUUUGCAUGGUGCCUGGUCUCUCUCUCUCUCUCUCUCUCUCUCUCUCUCUCUCUCUCUCUUCUCUCUCUCUC
Molecule: messenger RNA, 3050 nt
Organism: Podarcis muralis (Common wall lizard)
Lineage: Eukaryota; Metazoa; Chordata; Lepidosauria; Squamata; Lacertidae
Source: RefSeq, a predicted model, not a curated record